AUGUGUGGAAUCAUCGCUCUAAUCUUGGCCAACCCCUCCGGCGCUGCCGCCGUGGACCUCCACGAGGCCCUGUACCUGCUUCAACAUCGUGGUCAGGAUGCCGCUGGUAUCGCGACCUGCGCGUCCGGGGGUCGGAUGUACCAAUUGAAGGCAAACGGCAUGGCAGCUAAGGUCUUCCAUGACGGUGCUAAGGUUGCCAACCUGCCUGGAUCUAUGGGUAUCGGCCACCUUCGCUACCCGACUGCCGGUAGCAGUGCCAAUGCCGAAGCUCAGCCCUUCUACGUCAACAGCCCCUACGGUAUCUGCUUGGCCCACAACGGUAACCUCAUCAAUGCUCCCGAAUUGAAGCGCUACCUGGACCUGGAAGCCCACCGUCACAUCAACACCGAUAGCGACAGCGAGCUUAUGCUGAACAUCUUCGCCGAUGAGCUGAGCGAGACAAAGAAGGCUCGUGUCAACCAGGAGGAUCUCUUCUCCUCCCUGAGCCGUAUGUAUGAGCGCUGUGAAGGCGGUUGGGCAUGCACUGCAAUGCUGGCUGGCUUUGGUAUUCUGGGUUUCCGUGACACCUACGGCAUUCGACCCUUGGUUCUGGGCUCCCGUCCUUCUCUGGAUGGCAAAGGUACCGAUUACAUGAUGGCUUCUGAGUCUGUUGCCCUGGAUCAGCUUGGCUUCUCGAACCACCGUGACAUUCAGCCCGGUGAGGCUGUCAUCAUUGAGAAGGGUGGUGAACCUGUCUUCCGCCAGGUUGCCCCCAAGAAGGACUACGCUCCCGACAUCUUCGAGUAUGUCUACUUUGCCCGUCCCGACUCUGUCAUGGACGGUAUCAGUGUUUAUCGCAGUCGCCAGCGCAUGGGUGACAAGCUUGGUGCCCGUAUUCUCGAAGUCCUGGGCCCCGAUGUCGUCAAGGACAUUGACGUGGUCAUUCCCAUUCCUGAGACCUCCACUACUUCCGCCACACACGUUGCUCAGUUCCUGGACAAGCCGUACUGCCAGGGCUUCGUGAAGAACCGCUACGUCUUCCGCACUUUCAUCAUGCCCGAGCAGAAGACCCGGCAAAAGGGUGUUCGCCGCAAGCUGAACGCCAUGAAACAGGAGUUCAAGGACCGCAACGUCCUGCUUGUCGACGAUAGCAUUGUGCGUGGAACCACGAGCCGUGAGAUCGUGAGCAUGGCUCGUGAGGCUGGUGCCAAGAAGGUCUAUCUGGCAAGCUGUGCCCCUGAGAUCACCCACGCUCACAUUUACGGUAUCGAUCUCGCUUCGCCCAGCGAACUAGUUGCCCACAACCGGGACACUACUGCCAUUGCCCACCACAUCGGUGCCGAGAGCGUCAUUUUCCAGACCUUGGAAGAUCUUAAGGAGUCCUGUGCCGAGAUCGCACGCGAGAAUGGCCAGUCGGAGCCCACCAACUUCGAGGUCGGUGUGUUCUGUGGCAGUUACGUGACCCCCGUGCGUCCCGGCUACUUUGAACACCUUGAGCAAGUCCGCGGCGAGGGUCGCAAGAUCAAGGUCGUCGACAAGGCCAAGGAUAAUGUUACCCAUGGUGUCGCCGACAUGAACGACUUCAAAAUCGUUGCCAACGGUGUCACCGUGGACACCAACGGCAAGAUCAUCCCCGCUGAGUCCCCCCAGCCCGUCCAGAAGUCCGAGAGCGAGUCCCACCCCAAGGUCGAUGAUCGUAUGGACAUCAGCAUCCACAACAUCGGCGAUCACCCUUGA
Penicillium subrubescens is the source of this 1716-nucleotide messenger RNA. RefSeq names its product amidophosphoribosyltransferase. Gene Ontology annotation, cellular component: cytoplasm. The record is from RefSeq and is a predicted model, not a curated record. NCBI's taxonomy places the organism in Eukaryota, Fungi, Ascomycota, Eurotiomycetes, Eurotiales, Aspergillaceae. Gene Ontology annotation, molecular function: amidophosphoribosyltransferase activity. The coding region runs from base 1 to 1716 and encodes 571 amino acids. The transcript is spliced from 3 exons. Gene Ontology annotation, biological process: purine nucleotide biosynthetic process; purine nucleobase biosynthetic process.